This is a messenger RNA of Aureobasidium pullulans EXF-150, 1293 nucleotides long. Its product is annotated as DUF1479-domain-containing protein. The transcript has 2 exons. The record is from RefSeq and is a predicted model, not a curated record. NCBI's taxonomy places the organism in Eukaryota, Fungi, Ascomycota, Dothideomycetes, Dothideales, Saccotheciaceae. Bases 1 to 1293 code for a protein of 430 amino acids.
AUGCCUGGCAGAGUUCGACAGUGGCCUUGGGACGAAUACCCUCAAAAAAAUAUCAACGAUGAGGACUUUCGCAAAGCCAAAGAAGCUAUCAUCCGCGAACACGGAGCUGAAGCUCUUCGAAAGAGCUGGAUUGAAGUCUGUGGUCGGCUGUCGUUGAUCACGGAGGAUAUCUCGGUGAAUGGCAACAAGCUCAUACCCAUCGUUCCAGCAGACAUUGUCCUCGAAGAGGGAUUCUCGCCCGAGGUGGAACAACGCAUCCGAGAAACAGGCUGUGUUGUUGUCCGUGGUGUCAUACCAGAGCCAACAGCUCGCCAGCUAUAUUCGGACCUCAAGCAAUAUGUGUCCGACAACCGCAGUCAGAUCAAAGGUUGGCCCGAGGAAAGCCCUUCAAUGCUCCAGCUCUACAAUUCGCCGACUCAGCACGCUGUCAGAUCACACCCCAACCAACUUCGACUCCAAUGUCUGUUGAACGAACUCUGGCAUGAUCACACUGAAAGGACUUCUUCGGAGCCCUUGGUCUACCUCGACGGUGUUCGAGACAGACCCCCACAGCAACCAUUCCUCGGAUUGGGUCCGCAUGUCGAUGCUGGAAGUUUGAGUCGUUGGUUAGAUCCUGCAUACCGCCGGUCCUACUCGGCUGUCUUCGGGGGUAAGAGCGGAGAGUGGGACUGUUGGGAUCUGAGUGUGCGUCAAGACGCUGUUCAAGAUCUUUUCAAAGCUCCUGCCCACUCCAGCGUUUUUAGAGCGUUCCAAGGGUGGACCGCACUAACACCAUCUGGACCACACAGAGGGUCUAUUCUUCUUUAUCCCAAUGUCAGCGCGGUGAUGGCUUAUGUGUUGCUCAGACCAUUCUUCUGCCCACCAGAGGACCCUAUGGAGGUGAUGGAUGCGAGCAAAUGGUCUUUCGACGAAACCGGUUGCUCUUUCCCAGGUACCAUGAAGGAUCAAAGUCAGCGAUUGAGUCGCACCUCACACCCACAUCUACGCCUAGAAGAAUGUCUUGUCCAUGUUCCGGAGAUCAUGCCAGGUGAUACUGUGUGGUGGCAUAGUGAUGUCUGUCAUGCCGUGGAUCCAGAACACGAAGGUUCAGAGAAUGCCUCUGUUGUUUAUGUCGCUGCCUGUCCUACCACACCCACAACAAAAGAGUACGUCAAACAGCAGUUGGCAGAUACACUGGCUGGCUUCCAGCCAAAAGAUGCCAAUGGUGACUUGAAGGAGUCAAUGUUGGCGGGAUACCAGGGACAUGCAUCUUUGAGCGAAGAAGCACGCAAAGCUUUUGGAUAUUACCUGUAG